AUGCUAAAAGAGUUAACUGUUAAGGAAUGUGAUGUGUUGUUGAACAUCUUUCCACUUUUUCUUUUGGGGGUUUUCCAAAGAUUGGAGAAAUUAAUAGUGACCGAUUGUUCUUCACUAGAACAAGUGUUCCAACUCCAAGUGCAAGAGUUAGAUAUUGAAGAAACAUACGUGGUAGACAGUCAAUUAAGAGAACUGAAUCUCUUUCGCCUACCAAAGUUGAAGCAUGUUUGGACCAAGUAUUGCAAAAGAAAUAUUUCUUUUGGAAAUCUACGACGAAUAUGCAUUGAGGAAUGUUGGAGCUUGAAAACUUUGUUUCCAGUUUCAAUUGCUAAAGAUCUUCAGCAACUUGAAAGACUUACUAUUGAUAGGUGUGGGUUGGAGGAGAUUGUUGCUAAGACUGUUGAAGUAUCAGACAAACAGGAAAUUUAUUUUGCAUUUAAUCAGUUGUCCUUCCUUAAACUUUGGUGUCUAUCGUACCUAACAUGUUUUUACCAAGGAAUGCAUAGAACAACAUGGCCUGCAUUAAAGCAAUUGACAAUAUCUGGGUGUGGGAGGAUUAGGAUAUUUGGUCAUGAAGAAUCCCAAAUCCGACCUUCAGUUUUCCUUGUUGAAAAGGUUAUCCCCCAAUUGGAGGAGGUUUCACUUAGCCAAGGUGAUAUUGCGAUGAUAAGUGACGGCCAGUUUAACGCUGACUUAUUUUGCAAUAUAAAAUUGCUUCGGAUUUCUUGCUAUUUUGAUGAAUCAGCUGUUUUCCCGAUUUCUUUCCUUCAAAUGUUUUACAAUUUGGAAUGGUUGGAGGUGGUUUCUUGCAAUUUCAAAGAGCUAGCUACUUUCAAAAGCGAUGCAUGUGAAGAUAAAGACAUGAUUAGCACGAUCUCAAAAAUCAAGAAGCUGAAAUUGAAUAUGGUUAACAACAUAAGACAUAUAUGGAAGCAAGACUCCCCGCUUGACCAUAUUUGUGCAAGCCUCGAAUGUCUUGAAGUUUUGCAGUGUGGCAAUUUGAUUAAUUUAGGAUUAGAUCUUUCAUCUUUUGAAAAUCUUACAACUUUAGAUAUUUGGAAAUGCAAUAAGAUGUCAGAGCUAAUUACAUCUUUCAAACCCCAAAGUUUGGUGUGCCUUGUUACAAUGAGGAUAAGAGAAUGUGAAAUGAUGAGAGAAGUAGUUGCAAGCGAAGGGGAUGAUACGUCAUAUGAGAUUAUUUUCAUAGCGUUGAAACAUUUGGAGCUUCAUUUUUUACAAAACCUCACAAGCUUUUGUUCAGGCAAUUACACCUUAAGGUUUCCGUCCUUAGAACAAGUUACUUUGAGCCAAUGUCCUAGAAUGAAGAACUUCUAUCAAGGAGCGCUAAGCACACCAAAACUGCAUAAAGUGCAGUUAACAAAAACAGAUUUUAAGGGACGUUGGGUUGGUGACCUUAAUGCCACCGUGGAGCAAUUAUACAAAGAGCAGGUUGGAUAUCGUGGUCUAAAGCAUUUGAAGUUGUCAGAGUUUCCGGAGUUGGUAGGCAUAUGGAGUAAAAAUCCUCAAGAAAUGUUGGAUUUUACAACUCUUGAAUAUCUAGAGGUUUUUGAUUCCAACAAUUUGAGAUAUAUUUUUAACCUCUCAAUGGCCUUCGGCCUAAGGCAACUCCGGGAAAUGGAAAUCAAGAGAUGCGGAAAAUUGGAUCAAGUCAUCAAAGAAGAGGAUUCAAUUACAAUGGUUGAGGAAGCAAUAGCAGAUGGUAAAAAGAUCAUUAUCAUAUUCCCUCGUCUGCAAUCCAUUAUAGUGGAGUCUUGUCCAAAUAUGACAAGCUUUUACCUUGGAAGUAGAGAUCUUGAAUUUCCAUCAUUGGUUGAAAUUAAGGUAGCUGACUGUUCAAACAUGAUUACUUUUGUUUCUACAUUUUCACGAGAGAAAGAUAAAGAAACAAUAAUUGGUGGCGAAGUUGAUAACAUUUCUACAUUUUUCUCCGACAAGGUUGCUUUUCCCAACUUGGAGAGAAUCACAAUCUCCCAUUUGAGGAAUGUAAAGAGGAUAUGGUACAACCAACUUCAUACAAAUUCAUUUUCUAUGCUAAAAGAGUUGAUUGUUAAGGAAUGUGAUGUAUUGUUGAACAUCUUUCCACCUUUUCUUUUGAGGGUUUUUCAAAGGUUGGAGAAAUUAAUAGUGACCGAUUGUUCUUCACUAGAACAAGUAUUCCAACUCCAAAUGCAAGGGUUAGAUAUUGAAGAAACAUACGUGGUACACAGUCAAUUAAGAGAAAUGAAUCUCUUUCGCCUGCCAAAGUUGAAGCAUGUUUGGACUAAGUAUCCGAGAAGAAAUAUUUCUUUUGGAAAUCUACGACAUGUAAUUAUUUUUGACUGUCAGAGCUUGAAAACUUUGUUUCCAUUUUCAAUUGCUAAAGAUCUUCAGCAACUUGAAAGACUUACUAUUGAUAAGUGUGGGUUGGAGGAGAUUGUUGCUAAGAGUGUUGAAGAAUCAGGCAAACAGGAAAUUUGUUUUGCAUUUAAUCAGUUGUCCUUCCUUAAACUUUGGUAUCUACCGUACCUCACAUGUUUCUACCAAGGAAUGCAUAGAACAACAUGGCCUGCAUUAAAGCAAUUGACAAUAUCUGGGUGUGGGAGGAUUAAGAUAUUUGGGCAUGAAGAAUCCCAAAUCCGACCUUCACUUUUCCUUGUUGAAAAGGUUAUCCCCCAAUUGGAGGAGGUUUCACUUAGCCAAGGUGAUAUUGCGAUGAUAAGUGAUGGCCAGUUUAACGCUGACUUAUUUUGCAAUAUAAAAUUGCUUCGGAUUUCUUGCUACUUUGAUGAAUCAGCUGUUUUCCCGAUUUCUUUCCUUCAAAUGUUUUACAAUUUGGAAUGGUUGGAGGUGGUUUCUUGCAAUUUCAAAGAGCUAGCUACUUUCAAAAGCGAUGCAUGUGAAGAUAAAGACAUGAUUAGCACGAUCUCAAAAAUCAAGAGGCUGAAAUUGAAUAUGGUUAACAACAUAAGACAUAUAUGGAAGCAAGACUCCCCGCUUGACCAUAUUUGUGCAAGCCUCGAAUGUCUUGAAGUUUUACAGUGUGGCAAUUUGAUUAAUUUAGGAUUAGAUCUUUCAUCUUUUGAAAAUCUUACAACUUUAGAUGUUUGGAAAUGCAAUAAGAUGUCAGAGUUGAUUAUAUCUUUCAAAGCCCAAAGUUUAGUGUGCCUUGUUACAAUGAAGAUAAGAGAAUGUGAAAUGAUGAAAGAAGUAGUUGCCAGCGACAAGGAUAAUACGUCAUAUGAGAUUAUUUUCAAAGCGCUGAAACGUUUGGAGCUUCAUUUUUUACAAAGCCUCACAAGCUUUUGUUCAGGCCAUUACACUUUAAAGUUUCCAUCCUUGGAACAAGUUAUUUUGAACCACUGUCCUAGAAUGAAGAAGUUCUAUCAAGGAGCACUAAGCACACCAAAACUGCAUAAGGUGCAGUUAACAGAAAAAGAUUUUGAGGGACGUUGGGCUGGUGACCUCAAUGCCACCAUUGAACAGUUAAACACAGAAGGUUGCUGCGGAUCUCAGCUGUGGCAAAAAUGUGAUUGGGACGAUCUUUGGAAUCUUAAAGCUACCCCCAAGAUAAAAAUUUUUAUUCGGGACGCAUGCUGUAAUGCCAUAGCUUCCACAGAGAAUUUAGCCCAGAGACAUAUCAUAGAGAAUUCGAGUUGUCCAAGGUGUGAAGAAGGAAAGGAAACCAUCGAACACAUCCUCUUUUUCUGCCCACCAGCUCAAGCAACUUGGAGAGCCUCGACGUUCAACCACACCCCUUCCCCUAAGGAUUUCCAAUCCUUAUCCGAUUGGUGGCUGAAAAUCAAGCAACUUCUUCAGAACUCGGGAGCAAAUACGGAUAUGAGUUUGAUUGCUUGGACGUGUUGGGGCAUUUGGAAGGCGCACAAUGAGUGGAUGCUCGAAGGCCGUGAUGAGGACCCGGUGAACACAUGGAACAAUGCGCUCAAAGGAUAUCACAACUUCAUGGAAAAUAUGCUCCCUCCAAAAGCAUCAGCCAUUAAACUAAUCUGAUAAUGCCUCAUCUACUACCACUGUUCUUCAUUGGAAAGAUCAUGCCUCAACUGGAAAAAGUUACGUUGCAUUUCCACCAAAGAUUUUCCAAUUUGGAAAAGCUUAAGAUAAUUGCUCGCAAUUUCAAAGAGUUGUCUCCAAGGUGAUGCUGGUGAGGAGAGAGACGUGGUAAUGAUGCUCUCAAGAUGGUGAUGUUACUAGCCAUCAUGUUCCAUAAAUAACUGUAAUUCUAAAUGGAAAUUUCUUGUGUGCAAUUGAAUCUUGACUUUGGUUUUAGAUUCUUGGGAUUAUGUUUUCUGUAUUCUUUGGUUUUUGAGAUAAUUUGAUCAUGUUCUUCUCUC
Messenger RNA from Gossypium arboreum, 4349 nucleotides. RefSeq lists its product as uncharacterized. Lineage: Eukaryota; Viridiplantae; Streptophyta; Magnoliopsida; Malvales; Malvaceae. The coding region runs from base 1 to 4008 and encodes 1335 amino acids. The record is from RefSeq and is a predicted model, not a curated record. The transcript has 7 exons.